Messenger RNA from Alosa sapidissima (American shad), 1217 nucleotides. RefSeq lists its product as uncharacterized. The coding region runs from base 100 to 1182 and encodes 360 amino acids. NCBI's taxonomy places the organism in Eukaryota, Metazoa, Chordata, Actinopteri, Clupeiformes, Clupeidae. The record is from RefSeq and is a predicted model, not a curated record. The transcript is spliced from 4 exons.
AAUAGCAACCUACUGUAGUCACAACCAGAGCUACAUGGCUCUGGACACAACCACAAAUGCUAUAGUCAAUAUGACAGAAGGAGACGCGCGGUGUGUGCCAUGACAGAAAACACGUGUAGUUUUAAUGAGGAUCAAGAACGGCAUUCUACAAUGUCUUUGAUUGAGUGCGGAGAUGCAUAUUGUGACGGUAACAUUGAUCAACAUGGUCCAGACCAUAGUGACUUUGGAGCAUGGUUCGAUUGCUACAACGACUUUUCCACCACAGACAGACAGUUCCUGAAAAUAAGCAUAGAUCAAAGAAAAGAUGGAGCUGGAACGCGAAGAACUGUAAACUACUGUAACAUCCCAGCGGUGUUUAUUGAUCGAUCCAAAUUGGGCAGGGCUCGCUGCAUAAAGCUUUGCCAGAGUCAGGGCCAAGAAGUGGAUCGCCAUCCUGACUGUGAUUUGACAAGUAGACCUAGUACUGGACAAAAAUGUCAUCAUGAGAGUGCGACUGGAGACAACAAGGAGAAAGUGAUUCCUGAAAACAAGAUGAAAUGGUCUAGUGAUAAAAACCCAAAGAAACCUUGUUCUGUUGAAGAUCUUGAGGGACCAAUAUGCAUUAGGCCUGCAUGCUGUGUUAAGUCAUAUCAAAAUUCAGGAGACGUCUCACCUACACCAGACCCAUCCCAUCAAACCUCCAGGAUGAAAAAGCACAGCUUGUUUCGGUCACCGGCCAAUGUUAACUUAGUGUCUUGGAAUCAAGCAUUCAGACACAGGGGAGUGAAAAAAAAGGUGACCAGUGAUGUCAUGAAGGACAUCUCCCUGUCGACGCACAAAAACAAUAUUGUGUGGUGCAGAAAGUGGCCAGAUCCUCCCAGUGGCCAGUGCAGAAACAAGCUCAAGAGUCCUGGAGGCUCUGGGAGAGAGGGAAAGGACAUGAACAAGGCCAUGCCUGUGUUCACAGAAACAGGAAGAGGCUCAGGAUGCCAGAGAGUGGAGCAACUGCACAGGGCUGUUGUGUCCCCCUUCACCAAGAGGUUCCAGACCCCAAUAUUCUGGCAUGGUCACCUGCGAUCCCGGCCUCCGAAGUUCAGUGACAGAUACACCACACUCCCACGAUCCGCCCCACCUCAGACACUGCUAAUUGAGUCAAGCAGGAGGAUGUACUUUAACAAAGCCAUUGACAAACCUUGGAUGUAAUAUAAAGAUAUUUGUGAUAGCGAUUAUAUAAUUCA